Molecule: messenger RNA, 630 nt
Organism: Trichobilharzia szidati
Lineage: Eukaryota; Metazoa; Platyhelminthes; Trematoda; Strigeidida; Schistosomatidae
Source: the annotation of a GenBank genome assembly
AUGUGAAAAUAUAAGCGUUUGAAAGGCGGUUUAUCCAUUUUCAAGGUCACGUCUCCAGUGAAGAAAUUCGCAUGAUGUACUGUCGUGUGCGAGAGUUUCAAUGCUAUGUAAAGCUGGAUACUUCUUGAGGUUAAUUUGUUGUGCUGUCAAAUCAGAAUUAUAAUCAAUAUUUCAAAGGGUAAAGAAUUCAGCAAUUAUCUUUUUACGCACAUAAACGGGGGGACUGACGACUUUCUCGCCUGCUAAUGACUGCUUACCCUACUGUAUUGAAGUCUGAUUUACAGCUUCCUACUGCUGGAUUCAUGGUCCAUGUUGUUCAGCUAGAAUUUUCUGACCAUUUAGUGAUCCUUAUUUCACGUAAUGGCAGGAUUGGUGAUAUUGUUUUGUCACAAAAAAAUACUCUACCAUCUAUUAAUGAUCGUACUUCUCAAGACAUUGAUGCUCGUACUAUUUUCGGUCCUGAAAAGGUGAAUUCUUGCCUGAUCACCCAAUAUAUCACAAAAUCGUUGAACACGUCAAAGACUAUUCUUGUUAGUACAGAUUUUAAAGAGGAUAUUUGCUUUAGUGAUACUCAAAUAAUUUGUGAUUGUUUAAAAAAUAUACAAACGGCAUAAAAAAACUUAAAGUCGA